CAGAGCUGCACGCACCAGUCAUAACAAAUAAAGACGAGAGCAGCUACUGCGCCUGCGCACAGCCAGCCCCCGUGACCGGCCAAAACAUCAAUAGGAAAAGGAUUGCGAGUGUCAGCAAAUGUCUGAUUCACUAUUACCAGCAACCCACGCGUGUUCGCGGCAAACUUCCCAGUCAUGUGGCACCUGCUGCGUCCGGAGCCAGUGUUACCGUCUGUAGUGUCUGACGUCAGCGGCCCCGCAGCCUGCACCGCUUCCUUGUAGUUUGCGGAGCGGGGAUCAGUAACUUUUUAUUGUCCUGUGUGUGGUGCUGCUGCCUCUACGCCAGAGCGAUCGUCCCAUCAUCACCAUGCGCGGCAGACCACAGAGCCUAUAACUCAGGAGGCCACUGCUCCAUCACUAACAUGGAGGCAAAGAAAGCAUCAGGAAGAAGACUGCGGACCAUCAGCCGGACCCAGUACGCGGAGAGCGACGAUCUGUCUGACGUGGACGACAUGGUCAGCAUCCGCGGCUUCAGCCUGGAGCAGAAGCUCAGCUGCAACCACUACCGGGGGGACUACGUGCAGGACAUGGACGGCAAAGAUUUUACAUAUGAAUAUGUUCAGAGAGAAGCACUUAAAGUUCCAAUUCUUUUUCGCACUAAGGAUGGAUUGGGUAUUAAGAUGCCUGAACACGAUUUCACUGUCAGAGAUGUGAAACUACUGGUGGGAAGCCGGCGCAUAGUGGAUGUGAUGGAUGUGAACACACAAAAGGCCACAGACAUGAGUAUGUCACAGUUUGUCCGAUACUACGAAACACCUGAAACUGAAAGGGAAAAACUAUACAAUGUGAUCAGCCUGGAGUUCAGCCACACCAAGCUAGAAAAAGUAGUCAAGCGGCCAACUGUGGUGGAUGCUGUAGAUUGGGUGGAUAAUAUGUGGCCUCAGCAUUUAAAAGAAAAGCAAAAAUAUACAACAAAUGUGAUUUCUGAGAUGAAAUAUCCCAAAGUGAAAAAGUAUUGUUUGAUGAGCGUCAAGGGCUGUUUCACAGACUUUCAUAUUGAUUUUGGAGGGACGUCUGUUUGGUACCAUGUUUUACGCGGUGGAAAGGUAUUUUGGUUGAUUCCUCCUACGGUGUAUAAUUUGCAGCUUUAUGAGGAAUGGCUGUUAUCAGGGAAGCAAACUGACAUCUUCUUGGGAGACCGAUCACAGGGUUGUCAGAGGAUUGAACUGAAGCAGGGACACACCUUCUUUAUUCCAUCAGGAUGGAUCCAUGCCGUGUACACUCCUGCAGACUCGCUGGUGUUCGGAGGCAACAUACUGCACAGCUUUAAUAUUCCCAUGCAACUCCGUGUGUCUGAGAUAGAAGACAGGACAAGGGUGCAUGCAAAGUUCCGUUAUCCCUUCUAUUAUGAGAUGUGCUGGUAUGUCUUGGAGAGAUAUGUCUGCACCUUAACAAAGCGCUGUCACCUUAGCAAAGAAUUUCAAAAGGAGUCAAUGCUAUUUGAUUCAGAAAGGAAACACAGUACAGACAGCUUAUCCUCAGAUUCUUGGUUAGAAAUGGAGGAAGAGUCAGGUGACGCCCAUAUGCUUGAAGACAAAGAUGACCAUGGAGACAAAGUAUCUAAAUUAUCAGGUGAUGAGUCCUUAACGCCCAAUAGUGCAGAUGGCAAAGAAUCAGUGGAAAAGAGACAAAAGACUACUUUGAUGCAAUACCUUAAAAGAACCUUGUCAAAUGACUCAGAGGAAAGCUCAAAGUCCAUUGUCCACAGUGAUUUCCCGAAGACUCCAUCAGGAUCUCCAUCCAUAGAGGCAGGUUCUAGGUGGACACACCUCACAGAGUUUGAACUAAAAGGUCUAAAAGCUCUUGUGGAAAAACUAGAAUCUCUCCCUGAAAACAAGAAAUGUGUCCCAGAUGGAAUUGAGAAUCCACAUGCACUUUUGGAGGAUAUGAAGACUGUGCUCAAGGAGCAUGCAGAUGAUGACCAAAAUCUAGCCAUUUCUGGGGUACCUGUGGUGUCCUGGCCUAAGAAGCCAGCCAAGAACCGAGCUGUGGGAAGACCAAAAGGUAAACUGUCUACUUCUCCUGCCGUGAAAUUGUCUGCGAACAGGACAAGCGCUGGAGCCCGCAGAAGACGGACACGAUGCCGGAAAUGUGAAGCCUGCCUACGCACAGAAUGUGGAGAAUGUCACUUUUGCAAGGACAUGAAGAAGUUUGGGGGACCAGGACGAAUGAAACAGUCAUGUAUCAUGCGGCAAUGUAUAGCUCCCGUCCUGCCUCAUACAGCCGUCUGUUUAGUGUGUGGAGAAGCAGGAAAGGAGGACUGUGUGGAAGGCCAAGAAGCAAAAUUUAACGUCAUGCUGAUGGAAUGCUCCAUCUGUAAUGAAAUCAUCCACCCAGGUUGCCUGAAGAGUAAGGAAUCUGAUGGUGUGGUGAAUGAUGAGCUUCCAAACUGCUGGGAAUGUCCAAAAUGUAACCAUGCUGGAAAGACCGGGAAAGCCUACAAGCAAAAAAGAGGUCCAGGAUUUAAAUACGCGUCCAACCUGCCUGGGUCUCUGCUUAAGGAGCAAAAGAUGAAUAGGGAUAAUAAAGAAUUAACAGAACUGGUAAAAAAGAAAGAACGGGAAGAGACCCCCAGGCAGACCCCGGAGGAGCCACCGAAAAAGAAAAUUCUGGAAGGCAUUGUAAAACGUCGUCCAGAAGAUGGAGUUUUUAAGAGGAAAAGACCCCUCGAAAAGAAUCUGGAUCCCACAGUGAAGAAACGGCUAAAACAUGGAAAAGAAGAGAAACUCUUCAAGAAGAAGAAGAGACCUUGGAAGACACCUGAAGCAAUUAUGGCCAAAACAUUAAAGCGCAUAAAACAGGAGCCUGAUGAUGAUUUGCAAGAGGCAGUCCCAAAACUUAAGGAAAGUGACCAGUCAAGAUCCAGCUCGCCAACUGCAGGUCCCAGCACUGAAGGUCCUGAGCUAAAGGAGAAGAAGAAAAAUCGAAGGAAAAGGAAAGUUCCUAAAGAACUCAGCAAAGAAUUAAGCAAGGAACUCAACCAAGAGAUACAAAAAACAGAAAACAGCUUGGCAAAUGAGAACCAUCAUCCCAUCAAAUCUGAACCAGAGAGUGAGGACGAGGAGCCCAGAAAAUGUAACAGUAAUGGGGAGAGAGUGCACCGAUUCACCAAACUGAAUGGGACCCCAAAGGAAUACAGGCAUCAGUCUGUCCCAAGCCCAAGAAGCACACCAAGGGUCGUUACACACCCUCCCCCUUCCUUAUCGCCUCCCAAAUGUAUGCAGAUGGAGCGCCAUGUAAUAAGGCCUCCUCCAAUCAGCCCUCCUCCAGAUUCCCUCCCUCUGGAGAAUGGUGCGACGCAUGUGAUGCAAAGAGAGGUCUGGAUGGCCAUCUUUAGCUACCUCAGCCACAGGGAUUUGUGCAUCUGUAUGACAGUCUGCAAAACGUGGAACAGAUGGUGUUGUGAUAAAAGAUUGUGGACUCACAUUGACCUAAACCGCUGCAAAUCCAUCACUCCUCUUAUGCUCAGUGGGAUUAUUAGAAGACAACCAGUGUCCUUAGAUUUAAGCUGGACAAAUAUAUCAAAGAAGCAGCUCAGCUGGCUGAUGAACCGGCUCCCAGCCCUACGAGAGCUAAAUUUAUCUGGCUGCUCCUGGAUUGCUGUUUCGGCACUUUGUAGCUCCAGCUGUCCUUUGCUGAGAUCCCUCAAUGUCCAGUGGGUGGAAGGGCUAAAAGAUGCACAGAUGAGGGACCUUCUGUCACCUCCAACAGACAACAGGCCAGGUCAGAUGGACAAUCGCAGCAAAUUGAGGAAUAUUACUGAGCUUCGUCUAGCAGGACUGGACAUCACUGACGCUUCUCUACGCCUCAUGAUUCGUCACAUGCCUCUUCUUUCUAAACUGGAUCUGAGCUUCUGUAACCAUGUUACUGAUCAGUCCAUUAAUCUGCUCACAGCAGUGGGUACAUCUACCAGGGAUUCUUUAUCAGAAAUAAAUUUAUCAGACUGCAAUAAAAUUACAGACCAGUGCCUGACCUACUUCAAACGAUGCGGCAACAUCUCUCUGAUAGACCUCAGAUUCUGCAAGCAGGUUACAAAGGAGAGCUGCGAACAGUUCAUAGCAGAAAUGUCUGUAAUUGUACAGUUUGGACAAACAGAGGAAAAGCUGCUUCAAAAGAUCAGCUAAUUGAAAAAUGUCAGUGACUUCAUUGAAAGCUGCACCUGAAAGACAAUAUUGGCCUUAAAAGUAGAGGUUAGAGGUUGACCGACCUCCUUUCUAUCGAGACUUCCUCCAGCACCACAUACACCAGCUGUUAAGGGUUGACACUGGAAAAAAAGUUUGACCUUUCAAGGACACUUUUUGAAAAAUCCAAGGGCAUGCACUUGGUAACGUUUAUUGUAUUGGCUCUAAAACUGUUCAAUUUCUGAGCUUUGCGUGUGUCUUUAAAAGUGGACCACCCAGAACAUAGAAGCCUUCCAAAAUCUGAUUAAAAGAUAAUUUGUCAUACGUUAUGCAGAAAUAUUUUUGUAUAUGACUAUUUGAAAGUUCUAUUUACAAUGUAUGACGCCAGUGUUAAUUUUUGGGGUGUUUCUUGCUUAGAGGUGAACUGCUAUCUUUCCAUGUACAGUUAAUGAAGGCAGUGAAGCCAACAUUACUUGUGACCACUUCUAAAGCAUGUUUAAAUUCGCUUUUUACAUGAAACAUAUGCAUGCUGAGCAGACCUAUAUGUUUAUUCAUUUAUGACACAGAUCCUUUCUGCACAUGAAGAUCCAGCAUAGCAUGAAGUUUUGUGGCCUGUUGAACAAAUCUACAGUGACGCAGGGCAAACUGAUCAGGCAAUCUCCACUAUUGUGCCACUGGACAAUUUUGUCCAAAGCUUUGGGUCCGACUAUAACAUACUACUAGCCUUCAGAAGUGCCAUUGUUGUAAGGUGUUUUUUUUUUUUUUCCUUUUUGUAGAAUGCCCUCAAGCAGUUUUAUCUAGAGUUUGUGUUAAUUGUUCACAGGACAAAAUGUUUACCACCGUUUACUGGCUACAGAUUGUUAAAGUUAAAGAGCCAGAUCAGGUACAAAGAAGAACUUGGGUCUCUUCAAACACCACUUGUAUAUCUCCUUUUGUUAAAAAAAAAAAAAAAAAAAAAAAAGGAUGCCCCUUGCACUGGAAAUUUAAGAAUGGGGUUAUCACUGUAUAGGAGA
Messenger RNA from Bufo bufo (common toad), 5173 nucleotides. It is a transcript of the gene KDM2B, whose product is annotated as lysine demethylase 2B. Lineage: Eukaryota; Metazoa; Chordata; Amphibia; Anura; Bufonidae. Gene Ontology annotation, molecular function: transcription coregulator activity; histone demethylase activity; protein binding. The transcript is spliced from 22 exons. The record is from RefSeq and is a predicted model, not a curated record. Gene Ontology annotation, biological process: regulation of transcription by RNA polymerase II; protein demethylation. Bases 402 to 4163 code for a protein of 1253 amino acids.